AUGGCCUUCGACUACGGCGAGCGCGACCGCCUCGGGCUCCGGGGGCUCAUGCCGCCGUGCGUGUCGACGCUCGAGGAGCAGUGCAUGAAGACCAUGGUGGACCUCCGCGGCCUGCCGGACGACCUGAGCAAGCACAUGUUCCUCGUCGACCUCCACGACCGCAACGAGACGCUCUUCCACCGCGUCGUCGUCCGCCACGUCGGCGAGCUCGCGCCGUUGAUUUACACGCCGACGGUGGGCCAGGCGUGCCUCGAGUUCGGCAACAUCUUCCGGCGGCCCCGGGGCAUGUACUUCUCGGCGAACGACGUGGGCCACAUGAACGCCAUGGUCCAGAACUGGCCCAUGCGCGACGUGCGGGUGGUGGUGGUCACGGACGGGUCGCGGAUCUUGGGCCUCGGCGACCUCGGCGCGAACGGCAUGGGCAUCCCCAUCGGGAAGCUGGCCCUCUACUGCGCGGCGGGCGGCAUCGCGCCGCACCGCGUGCUGCCCGUCGUCGUCGACGUGGGCACGAACAACGACGCGCUCCGCGACGACCCGUUCUACCUCGGGCUCCGGCAGGCGCGGCUCACGGGCGCGGCCUACGACGACGUCCUCGACGAGUUCGUCGCCGCCGUGCGCCACCGCUGGCCCAAGUGCCUCAUCCAGUUCGAGGACUUCGAGUCGGCCGUCGCGCAGCCGCUCCUCGACCGCUUCCGCGACGACGUGCUCUGCUUCAACGACGACAUCCAGGGCACGGGCGCGACGGUGCUCGCCGGGUCCCUCGCGUGCCUGCGCCAGACGGGCAAGCCGCCCAGCGCGUUGACGGACCAGCGCGUCGUCGUCGCCGGCGCGGGCUCCGCGGGCGUCGGCGUCGCGACGGCGCUGAAGGACGGCAUGGUGUCCAUGGGCCUGUCGGAGGCGGAGGCGGCGUCGAAGUUCUACCUCUUCGACGUCGACGGCCUCGUGGCGAAGGAGGGCAUGGACCCGGCGGCCUACGAUGCGUUGGUCAAGGAGGUCCGGGUCUUCGCGGACUCGUUCGACGCGCCGGGCGUCCGCGGCGACUCGCUCAAGGCGGUCAUCGAGGCCACGAAGCCGACGAUGCUCAUCGGGCUGUCGACGGUCGGCGGCCUCUUCACGGAGGACAUCGUGAAGACGUUCCACGAUGGCGUCAAGCCCGACCGGCCCAUCGUCAUGCCGCUGUCGAACCCGACGGCGUCGGCGGAGUGCUCCGCGGCCGACGCGAUCACGUGGACGGACGGCGCGGCCGUCUUCGCGUCGGGGUCGCCCUUCCCGCCCGUGGAGUACGGCGGCAAGACCUACCAGACGUCCCAGUGCAACAACAUGUUCGUCUUCCCCGGCGUGGGCCUCGGCGCGACCGUCGCCGAGUGCACCGUCGUCAGCGACAACAUGCUCCACGCGGCCGCCGAGGCCUGCGCGAACUCCGUCUCCGACGACGAGAUGGCGCGGGGCCAGGUCUUCCCCGACGUCGCGCGCAUCCGCGACGUGUCCCUCAACGUCGCCGUCGCGGUGAUCGAGUCCGCGCUCAAGGACGGCUACGUCCGCUCGAAGCCCAUCCUCGACGGCGCGGACGUGCGGACCUUCGUCCAGUCGAAGUCCUACUUCCCCGCCUACGUGCCCAUCGUCCAGGCGCCCCUGGGCGACGUCUAA
Messenger RNA from Aureococcus anophagefferens, 1647 nucleotides. RefSeq lists its product as hypothetical. Gene Ontology annotation, cellular component: mitochondrion. Gene Ontology annotation, biological process: malate metabolic process; pyruvate metabolic process. The record is from RefSeq and is a predicted model, not a curated record. The transcript has a single exon. Bases 1 to 1647 code for a protein of 548 amino acids. NCBI's taxonomy places the organism in Eukaryota, Pelagophyceae, Pelagomonadales, Pelagomonadaceae. Gene Ontology annotation, molecular function: NAD binding; malate dehydrogenase (decarboxylating) (NAD+) activity.